Messenger RNA from Penicillium samsonianum, 1581 nucleotides. Its product is annotated as cytochrome P450. Gene Ontology annotation, molecular function: heme binding; monooxygenase activity; oxidoreductase activity, acting on paired donors, with incorporation or reduction of molecular oxygen. NCBI's taxonomy places the organism in Eukaryota, Fungi, Ascomycota, Eurotiomycetes, Eurotiales, Aspergillaceae. The record is from RefSeq and is a predicted model, not a curated record. The coding region runs from base 1 to 1581 and encodes 526 amino acids. The transcript has 5 exons.
AUGGAUUUCCUACAGCUCGCACCAACGCAUCUUCUGGCGAUACUACUCAGCAGUACCAGCGCAUUAUUUGUUAUCACGUAUCUCCUCCGUUCAGGACAUCGACCUGCAGAGCUCCCAGACGGUCCUCCAACCGUUCCACUUUUUGGAAAUGAACUGCAGGUGCCAAAAUCAGAUGCACAUUUCCAGUUUUCCCGGUGGGCGAAGGAAUAUGGUGGCUUUUUCACGCUGAAGCGAUAUAACAACACCACCAUCGUCAUCAGCGACCAGAAACUGAUCAAGACGCUUCUGGACAAAAAGAGCAACAUAUAUUCCCACCGACCGGCAUCCUUGGUAUCUCACCUGAUCACACAGAGUGACCAUCUCCUGGUCAUGCAGUAUGGGGAGCGAUGGCGCAUGCUACGUAAAACCAUCCAUCAAUACUUCAUGGAACCCCGCUGCGAGCGCGACCACUGGAAAGUCCAAGAGGCGGAGGCCAAGCAGAUGCUACAUGACUUUCUGACCAUGCCAGAGGAUCACAUGCUGCAUCCCAAGCGGUACAGUAACAGUAUCACCAAUUCGCUUGUGUUUGGUAUUCGCACCAAAACCAUCCACGAUGACUACAUGAAGAAGCUUUUCUACCUGAUGGAAAAAUGGUCCUUGGUGCAGGAGCUUGGCGCUACCCCGCCUGUUGACUCGUUCGCUCUGCUGCGCUAUGUGCCCCAGUGGCUGUUGGGCAACUGGCGAAAUAGGGCGGUCGAAGUGGGUGAUCUAAUGCAGGACCUGUACCAAACUGUGCUAGACCAAGUUAAGGAGCGCCGCCAACGGGGUAUUCAGCGCGACUCCUUCAUGGAUCGGGUUCUAGAUACACUGAAACAGACUCCGCUCUCCGAUAAUGAGCUACGGUUCCUAGGAGGAGUUCUGAUGGAAGGAGGGUCUGACACUUCGUCCUCGCUUAUAUUGACCAUUAUCCAGGCCAUGACGAAAUAUCCAGAAGUGCAGGCAAAGGCUCAUGCAGAAAUCGACUCCAUUAUCGGAUAUGACCGCUCCCCGGCUUGGGCUGACUGGUCCAAGCUGCCCUAUAUCAACAUGAUCAUUAAAGAGUCCCACCGGUGGCGUCCGGUCAGCCCCUUGGGCGUUCCCCACGCCGUCGCUGAAGAUGACCACAUCAAUGGGAAACUCAUUCCGCAAGGAUCGAGCAUCGUUCUCAAUGUCUGGGGCAUGCAUCAUGACAGUGACCGAUGGCAGGAACCAGAACAUUUCCAGCCUGAACGCUUCGCAGAGUUCCCAGCCUUGGCCUCAACCUACGCAGCGUCCGAACGGCGUGAUCACCUUGGUUACGGGGCGGGCCGGCGCAUCUGCCCGGGCAUUCACUUGGCGGAGCGUAACUUGAUCAUUGGUGUUGCCAAGCUGCUCUGGGCCUUCGAGUUCCUCGAGCCACCCGGAAGCGACAGUGACAUUUCAGCUCACUCUGGCGCUAGUAAAGGAUUUCUUCAUUGCCCCAAGGACUAUGGAUGUGCCAUCCGUCUGCGUUCCCCCGAGAAGAGGGCGACGAUUAUGCGGGAAUUUGCCGAGGCGCAAGAGGUAUUCGCUCGAUUUGAUUAG